GUGUCUCAGGGAUGAACUUAGUGAGAAGCCAAAUGUGUUUCUGACCACCAGUUGGAGAACACAGUGAAGCUACAGUAUCUGCAGCUAUGAGAAACAGAAAGCAGGAGGAGACCCUUCAAUUUUUUACAGGCUUUGUCUUUAGUCUUGUUUUGACCUCAUCAGCAUUCACUACAGGUCAGAUCAGGUUGACAGGGCGAGGAUCAACUCAGUGCUCUGGAAGGGUUGAAGUUUUCUAUAUCUAUUCCUGGGGAACAGUCUGUGAUGAUGAGUGGGACAUAACUGAUGCUAAUGUGGUUUGUCGACAGCUGGACUGUGGUCCAGCUCUCAGUGUAGUUGGUUCUGCUCACUUUGGUCAAGGACUUGGACCAAUCUUGCUUGAUGAUGUUCGGUGCUCAGGAGAUGAAAGCUCUCUAACCAGCUGUGCACACAAAGGUUAUGGGAAACACAACUGUGGUCAUGGUGAGGAUGCUGGUGUGAUCUGUUCAGAAUCUGCGAUCAGACUGACUGGAUCAACUUUCUGCUCUGGAAGAGUUGAGAUCAAACACGACGGCCAAUGGGGAACAGUCUGUGACAACGGCUGGGAUCUAUCUGAUGCUCAGGUGGUCUGCACACAGUUAUCCUGUGGUUCAGCAUUAAAUGCCACUUCAUCAGCAGUUUUUGGUGAAGGAACUGGCCAAAUCUGGCUUGAUAAAGUGAAUUGUAUAGGAAGUGAAAGCGCUCUAAUUAACUGUCAGCAUUCAGGGUUUGGGACACACACGUGUAAUCACACUGAGGACGCUGGUGUGGUCUGCUCAGGUCCGGUCAGGUUGGCAGGUCCUGGAUCAACUCGGUGCUCUGGAAGGGUUGAAGUUUUAUUUAGAUAUACCUGGGGAACGGUCUGUGAUGACGAGUGGGGCAUAGAUGAUGCUAAUGUGGUUUGUAGACAGCUGGGCUGUGGUACAGCACUCAAUACAACGCGUUCUGCAUACUUUGGUCAAGGAGAUGGACCAAUCUGGCUUGAUGAUGUUCGGUGCUCAGGAAAUGAAAGCUCUCUAACCAGCUGUGGACACAAAGGUCAAGGGAAACACAACUGUGGUCAUGGUGAGGAUGCUGGUGUGAUCUGUUCAGACUCUGUUAUCAGAUUGGUUGGAUCAACUUCCUGCUCUGGAAGAGUUGAGAUCAACCACGACGGCCAAUGGGGAACAGUCUGUGACAACGGCUGGGAUCUAUCUGAUGCUCAGGUGGUCUGCAGACAAUUGAACUGUGAUGCAGCAUUAAGUGCCACUUCAUCAGCUGCUUCUGGUCCAGGAACAGGUCAAAUCUGGCUUGACCAUGUGAACUGUACAGGAAGUGAAAGCGCUCUAACCAACUGUCAGCAUCCAGGGUUUGGGACACACAAGUGUAACCACAAUCAGGACGCUGGCGUGGUCUGCUCAGCGAAUUUUCCACAGCCCAGGAUCUCUAUUAGCCCUGCUGGUUUGGUCACCUGGGGUCAGCAAGUCAACAUCACUUGUUCUACUGCAGCUGCACCUUUAAGUGGAACAUUUAUACUCCUACGGACAUCAGGAUCAUUCAGAAUGACUCAGUCAUCAGAUUCCAACUCUGUUACCUUCAACAUCCCUAAAGUGACCAGCGAUCAUCAUGGAGAAUUUUGUUGUCGGUAUGAGACAAAGAUGUCAAACCAAACCUUCCUCAGUAGCUCUGUUAAUCUUAGAGUGAACCUUCCAAAGCCCAACAUCUCUAUAAGCUCUGCUGCUGAGGUCAUCUGGGGUCAACAACUCAUCAUCACUUGUUCUGUUGAAGCUGCACCUUUAAGUGGAACAUUUAUCCUCCAAAAGACUUCAGGAUCACAGCAAAUGAUUCAGCCAUCAGUUUCCUCCUCUGCUACCUUCAACAUCUCUAAAGUGACUCUGGAUCAUGAUGGAGAAUUCAAGUGUCAGUAUCAGAAAAGGAUGUUAAGCCAAACAUUGACCUCUCCAUACAGUGACUUUGUUCGAGUUACUGUGAACCUUCCCAAGCCCCUCAUCUCUUUUAGCCCUGCUGCUGAGGUCACCUGGGGUCAGCAAGUCACCAUCACUUGUUCUGUUACAACUACACAAGUUCAUUCUGGAAUAUUUACGCUCCAAAAGACUUCAGGCUCGUUCAGAAUGACUCAGUCAACAUAUUACGGCCUUUCUUCCUUCUUCAUCAAAACUGUGACCCUGGAUCAUGAUGGAGAAUUCCUGUGUCAUUAUCUGUCAAGGGAAAGAUACUCCUCAGUCCGUGGUGACUCUGUUCGUUUUACUGUGAAUCUGGAGAGGCCCAACAUUUCCCUGACAUCCCCAGAUGGAGGGUUGGUCUGGGGUCCAGGAGGAGCAGAGGUUACCAAGGGUUACGGCCUCUCCUUCACUUGCUCCAUUGACCCCAGAUAUCCUCAGGGAGAUUUCUCUCUCAUCUUCUCUGGCUCCAACAUCAGAGAAACCAGGCCAGCAGUCAAACACUCAGCCUCCUUUAACUUCCCAGCUGCUAAGUUUGAACACCAGGGCAGCUACAGCUGUGUGUAUGAGGUUACCAUGGCUACACAGACGUUCAGUUCUGCUCAGGCAGAACCCAUUAGUCUGGCUCUUAAACCCUCUUCACGGGUGCUGGUUUCCUCAGUCAUCUGUGGAAUCCUGCUGCUGGUCCUGCUGGUGUCUCUAGCAGUCUGCCUGGGCGUCAGGGGGAAACUUUGCUCUGAACGGUUCAUACCGUCUGGCCAAAACCAAAUGUCUUUCCAGCACUUAAUCACACAAGACCACGAGAAUGAUUGUGAUGACUUUAAUCAACAAUAAUGUCAAGCAGACCCUGAUCUGAGACGAUUCAGUGGUGUAGAGGAUAACUGAGAAGCAGAACAAAGAUCUGAAGAAGACGAAGAAAGCAUGGAGGAUGAAGACGAUGACUAUGUGAAUGUUGAUAUGAAUUCUAAAAGAGCUAUUUAGUAAAAAAAAAAAUUGACAAUUUGUAAUAGAUUACAUGUUUGAUCUGCAGUGAAGUACAUUAUGGCAUGUUUACUUAUGUAUUUGCAGCAAAGGCCUGCAAGGUCUAAACGCUAUCAGAAUCGCUAACAUAUAUCUGCAACCUAAAGUAAUACUUUACACAAAAUUGCUUGAUUAAAUUUUAGUAAUUCACAUCCAAUAGUCUAUUGCCAUUUUUUAAAUAACGUUUCUCUUGGCUAUGCGUUUGGUAAUAUUCAUAUUUCAUAUGAAUUCUAACAUACAGUAUAUUAAUAUGAAUAUGAAUAUUUUAAAUGCACAAUGACAGGAGCAGACUGAGUUGAGCUCUCCACGCUAGUCCAGUAGAAGCAAAUAGGUUUUGUCUUCUGCUGUGAUUUGUCUGGAGGAUUUGUGGGCAGUAAAGUGGCUCUCAUGUCGACUCUUUAUUUACGCACUUUCUGCAUUCGAGAGCAAAGUCGUUGAUCUGAUUGCUUAAACCCGGCCACCACAUUGUCUGACGGGCAUGUCGGCUGCAUGUAACCUAUCUUGGAAACAUUUGUGCAUCUUUUCCAAAACUGAGUUUCUUAAGUUAGCAGGAACCACUAACCUCCAAGUAUUAAACCCAGUACAGCUCUAUCAGGCCAGUAGCGCUUCGCUGCUCCCUCAAACUGGUUCCGAUCCGGCCAGCCUUCCACACUGGACAUCACUUGAGAGGUCAUGAUGUACAGCUUUCUGCUUGUAGGGAGACCUUUUAGUAGAGAUUCUUCAUAAAUAUUAGUGUCUUCCAUAAGAUCUGUGUCUGUGUGGGAAAUAGAUUCUUUUUUUCAACUUUUAAAAUGUAUUGAUAUACUCCACCUACUUGUGUGCAUUUCAUUUAGUUCAUAUCUUUUACCAUUUCCAUUAAAAUCCCUCUUCAGCUUCA
Xiphophorus couchianus (Monterrey platyfish) is the source of this 3852-nucleotide messenger RNA. RefSeq names its product deleted in malignant brain tumors 1 protein-like. The transcript is spliced from 12 exons. Lineage: Eukaryota; Metazoa; Chordata; Actinopteri; Cyprinodontiformes; Poeciliidae. The coding region runs from base 87 to 2789 and encodes 900 amino acids. Gene Ontology annotation, molecular function: serine-type endopeptidase activity. Gene Ontology annotation, biological process: zymogen activation. Gene Ontology annotation, cellular component: plasma membrane. The record is from RefSeq and is a predicted model, not a curated record.